Molecule: messenger RNA, 999 nt
Organism: Acanthamoeba castellanii str. Neff
Lineage: Eukaryota; Discosea; Longamoebia; Acanthamoebidae
Product: Tyrosyl-tRNA synthetase
Exons: 6
Coding region: 1-999 (332 amino acids)
Biological process (GO): carbohydrate metabolic process; ATP generation from poly-ADP-D-ribose; nucleotide-sugar metabolic process
Cellular component (GO): nucleus; cytoplasm
Molecular function (GO): poly(ADP-ribose) glycohydrolase activity
Source: RefSeq, a predicted model, not a curated record
AUGCAGCAGCAGGAAGAGGACUACGUGACGUGCCAGGCCUCGUUUGAUGCGAACGAGCUGGCGACAGACCACCCGCCACGGUGGCUCCACCCCAACAAGAAGCUGGUGUAUGCCCUGGCUUGCCCGCGGGGGGCGGACUCCCACCGCGGCACCCUGCACUACUCGCGCUACAAGGAGAUACCCCUGCCCAGCCUCUACGUGCCCGAUGAUGCCAUGAAGCAGAAGACGCAGCUCGAGAUGCGCGAGGAUGCCUUCACCUACGAGCCCACGGCGCAAGAGGAGGAGGGGCGGCCGGUGGUAUCGUGGUACAAGAACUUUGCACACAGCCACCUGUUCAUUGCCUACGCUGGCGGCCUCUACGCGCAGGACGAAAUGCAGGUGGCCGAGCACCCCAUUCUCGCUUCCCUUCGCGAGGCCCUUACAUCAAGCCGCGACAAACGGUUCCGACCCUUGACGACAGAGGGUAACGAGCCCACACCGAUCUUGAUCCGGGGUGUGGAGAGGAGGAUCUUCGUGAAGACCGACCGCAAUCCAGGCGCAGGACGGCCUUAUGGUCUGUACGGCGGAGCGUUUGCCGCGGCUUCAGAGGCAGCCAUUCGCAACGCGAGCGUGGUGCUCAAGCCACCCACGAUCUCCAACAUUCUCGCCCUUGAGGCCCCGCCUGGGGGACGUGGCGCCUACCGCUAUGAAAAAGGAUUCGAAUCUGCGCCUCCCUUCGUGGUCAUACACACCGGCAACUGGGGCACAGGGGCCUACGGAGGGAAUAAAGUGCUGAUGGCACUCCUUCAAGUGCUGGCUGCCCGACUGGCCGGAGUGGACAAGCUUGUCUAUCACACCUUUGAGAGGCAGUCCUCCGACGCCUACAGAGAGGGAGUCGCGCUGCUUGACGAACGCCUGGUCGCUGACAGCGAGGGUCAGCAGAAGCAGAUCGCCGUCGACGAACUGAUCGGCAAGCUGACCGCCCUGCAGUUUCGCUGGGGGCUCUCGGACGGCAACUGA